UCGCUCGGACUCAACGCGUGCCCGGCCGCAAUAACUAAUAUUGACCAUUUCCUGAGUCAAUCUCAAGAAUAAAACACUCCCUGCCGAAUAAACUGCCCCAAAUUUGAAAUAACAAGUGACAAUAAAGUGUUCGUGUUAAAAUUUAUAAAAAUAAUUCCUUCAAACCUUGCUAUUGUGCAACAGCAAUGCGUGUAACAAGCACAGGAUCGCUAGAGGCCGCUGAUGGAUUACGUUAAUUAGCGUUACAACUCAAAGUAAGGUUAUAAUCAAUCCUACUGUAAACUGCGUUCAAUAUUACAUAAAAAUAGACGUGUUGUUGACAAAAACAAAAAAAAUUCAAAGCAUAAAUACAACCAUAUAUUAAAAAUGCCAUCGAAUAUACAAGAAAACAUUGCUCUAUUGAAUAUGAUGUCUUCAGAUAAUUUGGAAGAUGAUUUAAAGAGUGUCCAGCUGCAUUUUCCUUCAGACAGACGAUUGCAGAGCGACGGCGCAUGCGUGGAGGAGAGGGUGAGGACUUCCCGCGGGGACAUCUUGGUGGCGGUCCGGGGGGACCGCAGCAAGCGCGCCAUUCUUACCUACCAUGACCUUGGCCUGAAUUAUGCCGCCAACUUCCAAGCAUUCUUUAAUUUUGUUGACAUGAGAGCUAUACAGGACAAAUUUUGUAUCUACCACGUGAAUGCUCCUGGACAAGAAGAAGGCGCGCCAGCGUUACCAGAAGAUUUCAGUUAUCCUAGUAUGGAUGGCUUAGCUUCCCAAAUUGAUUUCAUUUUGGGCCACUUCGGGAUACGUUCGUUCAUAGGACUCGGCGUAGGAGCCGGUGCUAAUAUUCUCGCGCGGUAUGCUAUUGCAAAUCCCCAAAAGGUUGACGCUUUGGCCUUGAUCAACUGUACCUCUACGCAGGCAGGGUGGACUGAAUGGCUUUAUCAAAAAAUUAAUACAAGGCAGCUGCGAUCGAAUGGGAUGACUCAAGGAGCAUUGGACUAUUUGAUGUGGCAUCACUUUGGGCGCAGCACUGAAGAGCGCAACCAUGACUUGGCUCAUGUGUACAAAGAAUGUUUUUCUCACGUGAAUCCAACGAAUCUGUCAAUGUUUAUCGAUUCUUUUCUGCGCCGCAGCGAUUUGGGGAUCGCCCGCGAAGGCAACACUAUUAAAGUUCCAGUUUUGAACGUGACAGGUGCGCUGUCACUUCACGUUGAUGAUACUGUUACAUUCAAUGGUCGUUUGGACCCUACGAAGACGUCAUGGUUGAGCCUCUCGGACUGUGGCAUGGUGCUGGAAGAGCAGCCCAAUAAGAUAGCGGAGGCGUUCAGGCUGUUCUUGCAGGGCGAGGGGUACUGCAGGUAGUUCUGUUGCGAACGACAACGAAUGCAGCGCUGCUAUUCAUAGAAUGCACUGAUGCUUACACGCGAGCUUUACAACACUGUUGUAGUCACAUUGAUGGUGUAGAGACAAACCGUUGUUCCUUCUGUUCAGAUGUUUAUGGAAA
Molecule: messenger RNA, 1486 nt
Organism: Amyelois transitella
Lineage: Eukaryota; Metazoa; Arthropoda; Insecta; Lepidoptera; Pyralidae
Product: protein NDRG3-like
Exons: 1
Coding region: 367-1344 (325 amino acids)
Biological process (GO): signal transduction
Cellular component (GO): cytoplasm
Source: RefSeq, a predicted model, not a curated record